Molecule: messenger RNA, 792 nt
Organism: Xyrauchen texanus (razorback sucker)
Lineage: Eukaryota; Metazoa; Chordata; Actinopteri; Cypriniformes; Catostomidae
Exons: 1
Coding region: 46-792 (248 amino acids)
Source: RefSeq, a predicted model, not a curated record
UCAUGCUUUUUCAAUAUUAGCUAUAUUUAAGACUGCAAAUGAGUGAUGGCUGGGAAAGUGGAAAAGGUCUCAAAGUACGAAUAUUUGAAGCUGUUGGAAAAGUGCCGAAAGGAAAGAGACGAUGCUUUGCACCGUGAGAAUGUAAUGAGGGAAAAACUGAGACAACACGAAUCUCGAAUGAGGUCAACCGAAGCGUUCAAACAGAAAUUGAAGCAAUUGACUUUGGACAACAAGGAGCUGCGCAAACAGGUGAAAGUCCUACGGGCUGAAAUUGGUUUAGAGUCGAGUCCGAAAUUUCAUGGUAAAACCACAAAGGAUAUAAUCAACGAGUUGCACGAGAAGGAGAAGGAGUGCGGUUCACUAGUUGAAAAAGUUGAUAAAUUAAGUUUGACCAUUGAUGAACUGACUUCAGAACUGGCCAACACCGUGACCUCAAAGACUCUGCUGGAAGAUCAAGUGCAGUCACUGCAACAAAAUUUGAAGGACAUGACGAAUAAUCAGCGACGUCUUCUGAAAUUAUGGGACGAUAAGAAGGCGCAGAGGGAACAGCUGUCACUACCUGCGAUACCUCAGAGACCUGGACAAAAGCCCGUUGUUAAUAAAGGCGUCCAGACGGAGAUGUCCAUCAGUUCAACUCAGAUAUUACCGACAAAUGCAUUUGAGACCAAGACGCGUCGUGAGAUUGACAAGAGCAGAACCCGUUUGGAAAGACGUAGCAUCACUUUAGCAAACGGCACACAUCGGGAGAAAAAUGCUUUGAUUCAGAAUGAAGCGAAAGGAAUACACAACUGA